CAUACUUGAGUAUUUAUAUAUUCGUAGUGGCUACCAUAGUAAUCUUAAAACCAGCUACAAAAUAGAAUUGAAGUACAAUCAAACUACGCUUCCACUCACUACACCGACAAUCAUGGCAACCUCAAACAACCCCAUCACCGUCACCCUCAACUCCAUCUCCAAGAUGAUCGACCACUCCCUCCUCCACCCAACCAUGACCGACGCCGACAUCCUCGCGGGUCUCUCCAUCGCAAGGGACUACAACGUCGCCACAGCCUGCAUAAAACCCUACCUAAUCCCCGUCGCAAAAUCCGCCCUGAAAGGAACCUCAGUCCUCGUAUGUCCCGUGAUCGGCUUCCCCCACGGCAACAGCACGACAGAAGUCAAAGUCUUCGAAGCGACCCGUGCCGUCGAGGAAGGCGGCGACGAGAUCGACAUGGUCAUCAACAUCGGUAGGGCCCUAGGGGAGGAUUGGGAAUACGUCGGUGACGAGAUACGACAAAUUAAUGAGGCGGUUGUUAGCCGUGGCGCGAUUCUGAAGGUCAUUUUUGAGAACGAUUUUCUGGAAGAGAGACACAUUGUAAAGCUAUGUGAGAUCUGUUCGGAGAUUGGAGUUGCGUUUGUCAAGACGUCUACGGGAUACGGGUUUGUUAAGCAGGAUAAUGGAAUGUAUACGUAUGCGGGAGCGACAGUGCGCCAUUUGAAGUUGAUGAGGGAACAUUGGAAACCUGGUGUGCAGGUCAAAGCGGCAGGUGGAGUGCGAACACUUGAUGAUUUGUUGCAUGUUAUGUCACUGGGAGUGACGAGGAUAGGGGCCACGGCUACUAUGGCAAUCAUGGAGGAAGCUAAGAGGAGAGGUAUCACGGAUAGGCCUACGACAGUCGAGUUCAAGCCGAUGAGUGAAGUAGGAACUGGUGGGUACUAGAUCAUUGCGGAGUUACAAAAGCA
Molecule: messenger RNA, 927 nt
Organism: Aaosphaeria arxii CBS 175.79
Lineage: Eukaryota; Fungi; Ascomycota; Dothideomycetes; Pleosporales
Product: deoxyribose-phosphate aldolase
Exons: 1
Coding region: 113-904 (263 amino acids)
Biological process (GO): deoxyribonucleotide catabolic process; carbohydrate catabolic process
Cellular component (GO): cytoplasm
Molecular function (GO): deoxyribose-phosphate aldolase activity
Source: RefSeq, a predicted model, not a curated record